UGGGAAUUCAACAAUAGCAGUACCAAAUAUUGUGUUGUGUGCGAUUGUUUAACGCGAUUUUGAUAGUUUUCGUUGAUGUUACCUGAUAAAAAGUGACUUUUUGUAUAGAGACCAUGCUUACCGAUAUGACGCCCACAGCGGGGCAAUUUUAUGGUGCUCAGAUACCGGCCAUGACUAUGAACGUUAAAACAGCUGAUCAUCCCAGCCUCAGAGGGACGCCCCUUGCAAUGCUGGCGGCCCAGUGCAAUAAACUCUCAAGCAAAUCCCCGCCUCCCCUAGCCGACGCAGCAGUCGGUAAAGGCUUUCACCCGUGGAAAAAGAGCCCGCAAGGCGCGCCUUCACCUGGUGGUACCUGCGUAUCAUCUAGUAGUUCAUUACCUAUUCAAAGGUCAUCCGCAUCCAACCCAACGUACUCUAGAUCCGUAAUGACGUCCUGUGCAAGUGUUCCAACUACUGCUUCCUAUGGAAGCGACUUGUACUUUCCAGGAGCAACCAGUCAACCUGCAGUAGCUGAUAACUCACAUGUCCAUCACCAUCAGAGCUCAAUAUUAGGAAAAGUAGAAGGAGCUGCUACUGCUCACCACGCAGCCCUAGGUUCCGUAUACUCAAGACAUCCGUACGAAACCUGGCCCUUUAAUACAAUGUCCAGCGCGACACAUCACACAGGAAUCAAAAGCGAUUCAGUAGCAUCAGCAAAUGCUUGGUGGGAUGUUCAUUCCACAGCAGGAAGUUGGUUAGAUAUGAGCGGAGCAGCAGGUAUGCACGCUCAAAUGGCUGCUGCAAACUACUCAACAGAUUAUUCUAGUUUAACUCAUUCCUUAGCUGCCUCCAAUCACCUGCUUUCUUCUGGUCAACAUUUACUACAAGAUACUUAUAAAUCCAUGUUGCCAGGUGCUCAGAGUGUAGGAGCUUCUUUUGGAUUGCACGCAGGUGGAUCUACGCCUUCUCCAACAGGUGGUUCGGGUGGUCUACCCCCUCAAGUACCUUCACCUCGAUCACAAAGAAGGUAUACUGGUAGAGCAACUUGCGACUGUCCCAACUGCCAAGAAGCUGAGAGGCUUGGUCCUGCUGGGGUUCAUCUAAGAAAAAAGAACAUACACAGUUGUCACAUACCAGGUUGUGGAAAAGUCUAUGGGAAAACUUCACAUUUAAAGGCUCAUCUAAGGUGGCAUACUGGCGAGAGACCAUUCGUUUGUAAUUGGUUAUUCUGUGGUAAAAGAUUCACUAGGUCCGACGAGCUUCAAAGGCACUUACGCACUCAUACUGGAGAAAAGAGGUUCGCUUGUCCAGUUUGCAACAAACGAUUCAUGAGGUCAGACCACCUAGCUAAACACGUUAAAACUCACAACGGUAAUGGUAAAAAGGGCAGUUCAGAUAGUUGUAGUGACUCAGAAGAGAAUAGUCAAAGUGACUUAACGAAUAAUGUCAAUUCACCAGCUUCGAUAAAUCAAACACCCCCUCCGUCUAAUAUGGGACUGGAUAUGGUAACGGGGUUAGACGUCAAACCUCCAGGGCUAGUUUGAGGUCGGUGGGGCCCUACGCUGCUGUAUCCCAGCUAUCCCCGCUAGCGUGCGGCCCCCCAAAAAGUGAUACUUGUUGUUAAAAGUUUUGUAUAUAAAAAUAUGUGAAUGGAUGAACAUUUUUGGUAUAGUAGCAGAGUUAUAUUACAAUUUUGUAUUUGAUCUUGUUUUUAUUUCACUUAGCCAACAGUUGUAUAAUUUGUUGGAUUUUCCAGUUUAUCAUGGCACAGUAGUCUGAAGCAUAACUGAAUAUGUGAUGUUAAAAAUGUCUAAAUUCAAAAGUCUAAAUUUUGAAUGUUAACUAGUGGCGAAGAAUAUUUUAUUAAAUAUAAAUAAAAAUCAUUUCGGUUAUUUUUACUUAUAUUUAAGCUUAAUGGUAAAAGAAUUGGAAUAGAAUAAGAAAGAAAUAGAUUAAGAAGAGACAAUUUAGAAUCUAGUUAUAAGCAAAAUAAUUUCUUAUCCAUAAUAAAAAAGUAUUUUUGGCAAAUAAAGUAGGUACACAGUGUAGUAUAACUCUGUCAUUAUUUUUAUUAUUAUAACGUGCUUAUGUUAUUUGUAUAUAUUAUAUAUAUAAUUAUGUGUAAGUUAAUGGUGAAUGAGAAACGUGUUUUAUGAAUGUUGUCUACAUAUCAAAACAUUUUUUUAAUUUGUUCUAUAUUAUAUUGUCUAAAAAAAUAAUUAAUUGUGUAACUUGUUUAAAUUCUGGUUCUAUUUAUUAACACACAAAUGUUUCUCUUUGCCAAGAGUCUGUAUUUUCUGUAAAUUGUAACUAUAUCUGUAAAUUAUUGUCUAAGAGCUUUUGUGAACACGUUGAGUAUAAAAAUAUAAUUCUAAAUCUGG
Messenger RNA from Psylliodes chrysocephalus, 2360 nucleotides. The record is from the annotation of a GenBank genome assembly. NCBI's taxonomy places the organism in Eukaryota, Metazoa, Arthropoda, Insecta, Coleoptera, Chrysomelidae.